AUACAAGGUCUGGCUGGAUUACAUUAGUUGUUAACAGUAGUGAGGAAUCGAUUGUAUUUACAAUUGGAAACAGGUGUUUUCCACAAUUAAUUUCAUCAUUAGUAUAUAGUAUUACCAGAUUUAUUAAAAAAUUGUCAAGCAAAUUUAAAGCGAAGUCGCAUAUCACAGUAGGCUACUUACUAUACGCUUCGUCUAAUUGCGUCUUUUCUCUAGAAAAGGGUUUCCAAGUUUUUAAUAAAAUGAGUAAUUCUCUAUGUCGACUAAAUCUUUCCCACGUGGGAUUGAUCUUCUUAACAGCUUGGUUGCUGCAACCGAACCCAACCUGGGCAGGGACACCGAUCAAAGGAAAUCGGCUAAGACCCGGGGACACCAUUGCUUUUGUCUCACCAGCCAGCGCAGUUCAGGCCGUUUUCCCAAAUAUUGACGAGUAUAAGGAUCACGUCACUAGUUCCUUUAAUGCCCUUGGAUUAAAUGUUCUCUUCUCCCCGAAUGCUUUCGAGUUCGGGCCGAGUGGUUUGGCCGGAAACGAUUCGCAACGUGCCUCGGAUAUUAUGUGGGCAUUUACUAACCCUGACGUAAAAGGGAUCAUUGCCAACAGAGGGGGCUGGGGUUGCAACCGGAUUCUAGAUCUGUUGGACUACCAAGUGAUCCGGAACAACCCAAAAGUAUUCAUGGGCUAUAGCGACCUAACCGGGUGCACACUUGCAUUAAACCGCCUCACUGACCUCGUGACUUUCAGCGGUCCCGUGGGAACGGACACAUUCGGCGGCAACUUUAAUACUUUCUACAUCCGAAAGGUAUUGAUUGACGGAGAACCCAACGUGAUCUAUUCGAAUCCCCCGCCCCUGGGGGGAGGACCACCAAAUGGAACAACGACCAUUGUUCCCGGCACCGCGCGGGGUAGGCUUAUUGGGGGAACUCUGACAGUUUUAGUGGCCCUUCUUGGAACCCCUUAUGCCCCAGCGCAGGAUGAGCCGUACAUUCUAUUCUUGGAGGAUACAAAUGACAACACCUAUCGGCUCGACAGGUUGCUCACGACCUUGCAUUUGGCCGGGUUUUUUGAGAAUGCGAAGGGCCUCAUUUGGGGAACUUGCAUGGAGUGUGUGCCAGAUAAACCGGGUCAUUGGACGGUGGAAGAUCUUCUGGAGGAAAGAUGGAGUCAUUUGGCUAAUAUUCCAAGUUUCUCGGGGGCCAUGAUUGGACACUUUGGACAACAAUUCACCCUCCCCAUCGGCGUACAGGUGGAGAUGAAUGCGGAUCUUGGGACUAUUACGUUGUUGGAGGCUGGUGUAAACUAGUAGAAAUUGCGUGAAACUAAUUAUGUGGAUGUCGUGUCUAAAUUUUUCAGUUACCUCGUUGGAAUAAAAAUAAAUAAAUAAAUAAGUUGAAUUUGACUUUUAUAAUGUAUG
Molecule: messenger RNA, 1409 nt
Organism: Folsomia candida
Lineage: Eukaryota; Metazoa; Arthropoda; Collembola; Entomobryomorpha; Isotomidae
Product: putative carboxypeptidase SCO6489
Exons: 3
Coding region: 240-1298 (352 amino acids)
Source: RefSeq, a predicted model, not a curated record